CGCGUCGCUGUUUGCGAGGCAGCGAGUUGCGUGCGAAGAACUCGACAUGUCAUUCAGACGAAUCCGCCACCUGAAACGCGAGGAAGUCAAGGCGACUCAAUCGAGUAUAAAGAAUCAGCCAACAUCUGCCUGCGAGCAGAGCGACGCUGAUGAAAACAUCAGCGCGGAGCUCCUGCAGGAACCCCGGCCGCUCGGAUCGGAUCUAUCGCUGCCCGGAGCCGGUGCACCUCUGCCAGGCGCAUCUCUGGCGCAUUUUAAACUGGAUGUGAUUCUGGAGCCAAAUCGAUUCUGGAUUUAAUCCAAGAGUGUUCUGGCGCACCUGCUACCUCCACGGAGCGCAAGAUCAUGAUCCCACCAGGAGACUGCAUGUAUGCGGGCAGGAAGAGGAGGAAGCCCGUCCAGAAACAGAAGCCGUCGUCUGCCAGUGAGAAAAGCAACCCGUCCAAGCGGCACAGGGACAGGCUCAAUGCUGAGCUGGACCGGCUGGCCAGCCUGCUGCCGUUCCCCCCAGAUGUCAUCUCCAAACUGGACAAGCUGUCCGUGCUGCGCCUGGCCGUCUCCUACCUCCGCGUCAAAAGCUUCUUCCAAGCGAGUCAAGACAAGCCCUCCAGGAAACACAUCACCAGCACAGCAUCCUCUAACCCUGAACCCAGGAAAGAUAGCCUUCCUCUGGGCACCAGCAUCAAUGAGAGCAGCCUCCUGCUGGAAUCUUUAACAGGCUUUGCUUUGGUGGUGAGCAGUGAUGGGAUGGUUUUUUAUGCUUCCUCCACCAUCGUGGACUAUCUUGGAUUCCAUCAGACUGACGUGAUGCACCAAAACGUCUUUGACUACAUCCACAUAGACGACCGUCAGGAGUUCAGACGCCAGCUCCACUGGGCCAUGUGCCCCCCACAGGGCACCUCUGGGCAGCAGGAUAACCAAUUAGCUUCAGGAUCAAGUGAAGACUUUGUUGUGAGCAGCAUGUUUAACUCUCCAGAGGCAGGGGAAAUUUCUCCAGAGCUCUCCUGCUUUCUUAACAGAUGUUUCAUGGCCAGAGUUCGAUGUCUCUUGGACAGCACCUCAGGAUUUUUGACCAUGCAGUUUCAGGGUCGGUUAAAGUUCCUCCAUGGGCAGAAGAAGAAAUCACCCUCCGGGACACUGAUGCCUGCUCAGCUGGGUCUGUUCUGCAUAGCCGUCCCCCUCCUGCUGCCCUCCAUCACGGAGAUGAAAGUGAAAAAUAUUUUAAUGCGGGGAAAGAACAAAAGCGGGGGGAUUAUCUCUCCAACUGAGCAUGGUGAGCAUGGGGAUCACCUAAGGAGGCACUCCAUCAGUGGAGGAGUGGGUGACAUGACCGACCCUCUCCUCUUUUCUUGUCCCCACCCGGGUUCUACACAACGAAGUCAUCAUGGCUCCUGGAACCCUCUUUGCAAAGACAACCUUAAGUUCAGCCCUGAUGGCUUCUACAACCAAGAGGAGCCUCUCAAUUUCUGCAAGUCCUCUAUGACUGUCCAUAAAGGUGUCGGGUCGGGCUUAGGUGGAGGCUGGCACAGGCGACAGCACUUGGGGGCCGUCAGAGCUGCUCAGGGAGUGGGCUACAUCCCCUCGAACCGUUUAAACAGGACUGGCCAGUACGGUAAGCCCUACUGCCUUUCUCCGAGUUGCCACAGUGGCAGGGGUGCAGAUGUGUUUGUCUCGAAGCUGUACGGAUCAUCGGACCCCGAUGCUUACUGCGUAGACCUGGUGAAGAGCGAGAACGACUUCGGGGAAUGCUAUGAAGGCCACAUGAUGCCAGAAAUGCCACCUAUUAAAAUAGAGCAUGACUCAGACUCUGAGAACGGAUGCGAAGCAUACGGGCAAACGUGGGGCUGUCGCAACCAAAUGGCCAUGGACCGCCGCUACGGAAACGGGGUGUACGACUCCAACGCUGGUUUGCAGCUUAAAUCAGAAACUGAUUACUACGACCCACAGUACUCCCCUUGUCAGCGAGGAAAAGCAGGAAUCAGCCCCACAUACAAUAAUGGCAACUACCCCAACUAUGCAGUCAACAACGGCACCCGUCUGUUAAAAUGUGACAAAGACUUGGUCGGGAACAGUGAUUCCAACCAGUUCAGCCCCCAGAGACUCUCCCACUCAGACUCUCUAUGCAGCAACCAAUCGGUCAACCUCAUGAAUUCAAACCUCUACCCUCAAAAGGCCUACAUGCACGCGGACUAUAACAAGCAUGGCGAUUAUGAGUUCAAAGGUCACGGCCUGAUCCAUUCAAUCAAACGGGAGCCCAUGGACUCCCCCCCUUGGUCUGAGAACGGCCAUGAAAUGAACCAGUCCAUGAUGGGCGGCUCCAGGAACGUUAUGCCAUGUGUGAUGAGCACAGGCCACCAUAAGUCCAGUCCCUACAUCUACAUGCAGUGAGAGUGCAUUAGCAACACGUGAACACAUCGGCAGAUACCCGUCUGCCCAACCCCCCUUCUUCACACGCACAAUUACGCAAAACCACAAACAGAUCAGUGUGUAUGAAAUUCUUUUCCUCUGAUGUUUCACUAGUACCAGCAUUACAGACAACGGUUACCGUGACUGCCAGGACGUCACAUAUUGUUUCUAUUUUUUAUGAAAAGGUCUCAGGUUCAGGCAUCAGUGUUGUGACAAUCAGAAAUUUGACUUUCCAACCAGAAGAUGUUACUUUUUAAAAGGUACAGAUUUUGGAUUUUAAGCACUUUUGGAUUUAGAGACAUGGAGAAAAAUAAUAGUUGUUUAGAUGAUGUGUAGAAUCACAUCUUUCUUUAGUUUUGUAUUGUUGUUGCACCAAGCUUUUGCAGGGGAAAUUUUAUUUUUCUAAACUUUGUACACAGGAGAAAGCUCACAUCUACUGACAAAUUAAUUCACCAUCAGGAUUAGGAGAAUGCACUUCAAAGGCACUGAAAAAAUUGAAUUUUGAAUAUUUUUUGUGAUGUUUCCCAAAAAGUAAAUGUAGAUGCAGUUUGAAAUAUAGUUAAAAAUGUAGGGUUUUCAUGAAAAAAAUAAAAUAAAAUGAGAUUUCUUUAAAAAUAUAUAUUUUUUAAGUAUUUUCUUUUAUUCACCCUUUCAACAGUUUGUCCCUUCAUGCUUUCAUUUUCUACCCAUGUGAUCAAUUAUUACCGUUUAUUCUCCUUUGUAGUUAAGUAUGUGUACAGUUGCAAGAUUAAAAAAUCAAAACAGCCUCGAUAAGCAUUACUUAAAUUAAUUGUACAUUAUUAAGAUUUCACCCUGUUGUAGUUUUGAUCAUCAUUUGAGCCAAUAGGAUCCUGUGAAAUAAGGAAAGUUAGUUCACCUGACAAAAAUCUGCUUGGGAAAUAGUUUAAAGAUUAUAAAAAAAAAAAGACUUAAAAGGUUUUUCCUGGAUUACUUUUUCAUGUUCAGAAAGGGGACUUUUUGGGGCACGAUGGGAAGGGAUGUGGGAUUUGGCCCCUUUGUUAGAAUUCAAGUUUAUAAUGACCAAAGCUAUAAAGGCAUUAAAUGACAAUAGAAGUAAAAUGAUCGGCGCCUCCCUCCUGGAACAGCUUUGCUCCGCAGUUAAACAGCCAAACUGGCCGGAAAACAACUGGACUCAGCAUUUAAAACAUCAGCUUUAAGGGUCAGACACAUUAUUAAAACAGAGGAAACAAUAAACUUUCAAGAUGGCGGCUGCCUCCAUCAUUUUAAAUCCAUUGAAAAAACUAAAGCCUCAUCUUUUAAAAAAUAAAACAAGGUCUAUUUAGUCUCAGAUAAGCAUGACAUUCCAAAAAAAGAAAAUUAAAAACAUGAACUGGAUGACUCAUAAUCUUCACCAGCAUAAUCAUGACAUGUUUUCCUACAUUUGUCAAAUUCUUAAUAGGGUUUAAGUCAUUUUUCAUACAGUUCGGAGCUUUAUUAAAAUGUUUUUUUUUUCAUACUGUCUUCAGUGAUUUAUUGUGCCUUUAAAUAGUAUUCACACCCCUUGCACUUUUUAAGAUUUUGUCAUACCACAAACAUUAAAAUGUUCUUUUAGGAUUUUAAUAGUUUCGCAACUCUGGAAGAGCAACAGAGCUUCCCCCUUAGAUGUGAGAAAUCUACAAAGAUGUCGCCUUUAUGGAAGAGUACUGGGAAAUAACCAAGGGUUGCAUGUAGGAGGUCCUGCUUGCAGGGAAUAAGUAAAAGAAAGUGGGAUGAAAUGAAAAGAAUGUGUGCAGACAUGCUGCAUAUCACCUUCUACAUCUCUAUCUCUGCAGUUUUUCAAAAUAACCUGAAUCAGCUUUGACAGGUUUUUGCACUUUUAGUAUCGAUCUGGGUGCUCAGAAAGUGAAUUGUUCAUCAGUUUGGCAGCACCUCCUGGAUGUUUUUACUCUGGAAGGAAAAGGAACCACAUAAGGAACCAGAUAGAGCAAUGCUGGAAGGAUAUUUCAAAGGCUGCAAAAGUGCUGUGAGUGAGGUGGCAGUUCAUUUCCUGAAAGGGCAAGUCUGAGCAUUUAGUCAGAGCUACAGCAGAUUGGUUUAGAUAAAACCAUUUUCUUGUGCUAAAAGGGCCUAGUCAAAGCCCAGACCUAAAGACAAGAAUACGUGGUAAGACUUGAAAGUUAACAUAUAGGUACUUUUCAAGACUUAAUCCUAUGAAGAGUCCUUCAAAGAAUCAUCUAACAACUAUUUCGUAAGCUAUUUAUCAAGUUAUUUUAACCUCAUAAUGAUGUAGUAAUUUGUGCUGCUUUAUCCUUAAGAAUAAUUCUAAAAAAGAGAGAAAUUUCUAGUUGCAACGUGACAAAAUAUUAAAAUGUUCACGGGGGUAGCAAUAGUUGCAGGACACUUUUUGAGCAGGGGCUGCUUGUUGCUACGUGCAACAAAACUCAGUCACUACCGUUGCAGGGACUUGAAAAUGUUUUAUCAAUAGUUGUGAAACCGAACAGGUUGGUUUGGCUUGUCUCACACUUCAAAAUGAUAUAUAACCUUAGAUCAUGCAAAUUCCCAUCAUCUUAGCCUAGAAUUAAUAAUAAUACUUAAAUAUUUUCAUAUGAAUAAAUUCCCUUGGUUCCACUUAAAAUAGCAAACUCCAGACAUUUUCUGUUGGAUCACACUUUUCUUUAGAAAAUACAUCCUAGUGCUAAAGCAUUAUGUUAUGCUGUUAUAUAUAUAGUUCUAGAGGCUAUUUUUAGUCUUUUACCAUCUGUAUUAGUGGGACACAGGUUAGCCAGUGAGCAGUUAAUCACCAAAUAAUGUUAAACUCCUAUUAGAGCCAGAGAAAUGAGUGAAUAAGAUAAAGAAAAAUCUUCUGUCAUACCUCUUUGUGUGUUUAUUAGCAAGGCAGCGCUGCUCAGCAGCUCUGAGGUCAUUGCAGAAGAGAUGAAGGAAGUAUAAUAAGUCUGUUCAUGCUUAAUAUAAACCCAUUAGGAAACAUCUCUGCACCAGUCUGACAAAAGCAGUAAUGGGGUGAAGAUUUGAUUACACAAAACAAAAGUGACAGAUUUCAAAUAUUCAUGUCAAGAAGAUGAACUUUAUUGCUUCAUUUAGCAAGGAAAAUAGAUGUGUAACCCAAACGAUUACUUUUCUUUUUUAUUUAACAUCUCUGCAGAGCUGAUGCUUUUUUUUUGGAGGGGAGGAGGGGUCAAUGUUCACUUUUGAUAUUGUCCUUUCAGUGCAAAUGCAUCUGACCUUUGUGUUCACAUCAGUUUUUUUUAUUGUUGUUGUUGUUGCACAAAAUCAUUCAAGACUAAUCCAAUCUGAGUCUCAGUUCUGUCAGGCUACUGCUGUAGCUUCUGAAUUGCACUACUGGGAAUAGUUCAGUUGAAGUUCAGCCUACCCUGCCACGUGCUUGAUUCGUCACGCACAACAGUUCACACUGUCGCCGUGGUGGAUUUGUCUUCCUUUCCCUUUUUUUUUUUUUCUCGUGUGUGCUCAUGUCUGUAAAUGUUUGAUGAUUUGUAUUUAUUUGUAAAUGGUAAGUGUAUAAUUUAAAAAAAAGUAUACAUUUGAAGGCUUUCCUUGUUUUACUAACACAAACAAAUGAUGGCGUUUUUUUUUUUCAUGGAAUUUUUUUUUGAUAAUUAAAAAAGAAAGGCAGUUGUGCUUAUCUCCUGGAGAAGGUAGCUGCAAGGUAGCGAACAUGAUGUAUAUAUGCAGUGUCUUCCGAUGUUUUUAUGCAUUUUUUCUUUUUUUUGCAAAUGGGACAUAAAUAUUAAAGACUUUUCUUUAUAUAAAAA
Cyprinodon tularosa is the source of this 6158-nucleotide messenger RNA. RefSeq names its product aryl-hydrocarbon receptor repressor a (gene ahrra). NCBI's taxonomy places the organism in Eukaryota, Metazoa, Chordata, Actinopteri, Cyprinodontiformes, Cyprinodontidae. The record is from RefSeq and is a predicted model, not a curated record. Gene Ontology annotation, molecular function: protein dimerization activity; transcription cis-regulatory region binding; nuclear receptor activity. The transcript has 9 exons. Gene Ontology annotation, cellular component: nucleus; aryl hydrocarbon receptor complex. Bases 346 to 2388 code for a protein of 680 amino acids. Gene Ontology annotation, biological process: regulation of transcription by RNA polymerase II.